Molecule: messenger RNA, 1860 nt
Organism: Colletotrichum graminicola M1.001
Lineage: Eukaryota; Fungi; Ascomycota; Sordariomycetes; Glomerellales; Glomerellaceae
Product: dehydratase
Exons: 3
Coding region: 1-1860 (619 amino acids)
Molecular function (GO): hydro-lyase activity
Source: RefSeq, a predicted model, not a curated record
AUGAGCGAACAGACGUCGUCGACGACGCCGGCAAAAGACGGCAAGGCCCCUGUAAUGGGAGACUAUGACCUCUCGACACCGAUCGACUCGAGCGUCGGCCUGCGGCAAGGGCUAACCUCGUACGGGGAUAACCACUUCAGCCUCUUCCUCCGCAAGGUCUUCAUCAAAGCCCUCGGCUACAGCGAGGACGCACUAUCGCGGCCCAUCAUCGGCAUUGUCAACACCUACUCGAGCUUCAACCCCUGCCACGCCAACGUCCCGCAGCUCAUUGAGGCUGUAAAGCGCGGCGUGCAGCUGAGUGGCGGCUUGGCCAUCGACUUUCCGACUAUCAGCGUCCACGAAAGCUUCGCGUCGCCCACGAGCAUGUACCUUCGGAACCUCAUGAGUAUGGACACAGAGGAGAUGAUCAAGGCGCAGCCGUGUGACGCGGUGGUGCUUAUCGGGGGAUGCGACAAGACGACGCCAGCUCAGCUCAUGGGUGGGAUAUCUGCCAACAAGCCCAUUUUGCAUCUUGUUACCGGCCCUAUGAUGCCUGGCAGUCACAAGGGUGUGCGGAUUGGCGCUUGUACCGACUGCCGCAACAAUUGGGCCGCAUACAGAGCCGGUCAAAUCGAUAUCGAGGAAAUCUCCGCCAUCAAUGACGAGCUUGCACCAACGGGCGGCACCUGUGGUGUCAUGGGCACCGCGUCGACUAUGGCGUGCAUCCUCGUUGGCUUGGGAAUGAUGCCGUUCAAGGGCGCCACCGCCCCGGCCGUCUCCUCCGCUAGGUUACGCAUCGCCGAGCAGACCGGAGGCCUUGCCGUUGCCCUUCACAAGCGAAACCUUAAGCCGCAGGAUCUCCUCACCCGCGAGUCGUUCCUCAACGCCAUCAUGGUCCUGCAGGCCAUCGGCGGCUCCACCAACGCUGUCGUCCACAUGAUGGCCAUCAUCGGGCGCCACCCUGCCGUCGCCGGGACCAUCACGCUUGAUACCUUCGACGAGAUCGGCAGGAAGACGCCGCUCCUCGUCGAUCUGAAGCCCAGCGGGCAGAACUACAUGGACGACUUCCACAACUCCGGUGGUAUGCUGGCGCUUCUGCACGAGCUGAAGCACCUGUUAUAUCUGGAUGCCAUGACGGUGACCGGAAAGACGCUGGGCGAGGAGCUCGAGAGCACGCCAUUCACCCCUAUUCCCCGAGAUAGCUUGGUCAACUGCCUACAGCCAUUCAACGAUCCUCUGUUCCCUGCCUCAGCUUUGGCUGUGCUCCGGGGCAACAUCGCCCCGGGCGGUGCCGUGAUGAAGCAGAGUGCGUCCAAGGACCGUCGACUUCUCAAGCACUCAGGUCCCGCGGUCGUUUUUGCAGGCUCGGCAGAUAUGGCCCUCCGUAUCGAUGACCCGGACCUGGAGGUCACCCCCGACAGUGUUUUGGUUCUUCAAAAUAUCGGACCAGUUGGCAAUCCCGGUAUGCCUGAGGCCGGCCUCAUACCUAUUCCCCGGAAACUUGCCUCGCAAGGAGUGCAAGAUAUGCUUCGUCUAUCCGAUGGUAGGAUGAGCGGCACAGCAGGCGGUACCAUAGUGCUGCAUGUUUCCCCUGAGGCGGCCGAUCCCGAGUCGGUCCUGGGCAUUGUCAGAAGUGGUGACAUCAUCACCUGCGACGUCGAGCAACGAAUCAUCAAGGUCGAGAUAUCUGAUGAAGAAAUCCAAAGAAGACUGGCCGAAAGGAAAGAAGUGUUGUUCAAGGAGGAGGAAAGUGGAGGUAGUAACGCGCCUUGGGUGGCAAAGAAGAGGAUUCGUGGCUAUCGGGGACUGUACUUGCGCUCAGUCUUGCAGGCCGAAGGAGGUGCCGACUUUGAUUUCCUCACAGCAGCUGGCCCUUCUUAG